Guillardia theta CCMP2712 is the source of this 612-nucleotide messenger RNA. RefSeq lists its product as hypothetical. The coding region runs from base 1 to 612 and encodes 203 amino acids. The record is from RefSeq and is a predicted model, not a curated record. The transcript has 8 exons. Lineage: Eukaryota; Cryptophyceae; Pyrenomonadales; Geminigeraceae.
AUGGCGAUCACCAACGCGGCGAUCGAUCCUCCUGCCUAUGGCGCCGUAGCGCCGAACAUGCGUAAGAGGGACGAGCGCGUCGGAGGAGACGAGAAGGCAAGGCCCUUUCCUACAUCAUGCCGAGAGAGUGAAGGAGUAGGCGCAGGUAAAUCCUUUGACUGUCUUCGAGUCUCCAACGUUGAUGGUUGCCGCCUUCAAGCCAUCAUCAUCAGUGGACAUCGCGGGAGCUCGCAGCAGCUUUCGCAGACUGCGAUCGCAAACGCUCCGAGCAAGCAUCAAACGCUCCAAGAGGAAGCUGCCCCUGCCCCUGCCCCCGCACCUGCCGCUCCUGCCGUAGCACCAGCUGACGGCGGCUCUGCAGAAGCGACCGACAAGCCAUCGGGUGGAACUGGAGCAACCUUCAUCGACUCUGUUGAGAAGGCGAUCAAUGAGAAACCGACCGAACAGAACAGCCACUACAUCCCUGGGCACACGGACAAGGUCACCCAUCUCAUGGUGAUUCUCUUCCUCCUGCUCAUUACCGUGACCAUCUACUACAGCUAUCGCUCACAGAAAUAUUUGCGUGAGAACCCCAGACACGAUUUGACCCCGGGAUUCGAGUCCCGUGCCUGA